GUAUGUCAAGUUGAGAGACAACUAAAGCCAUCCAGCACACCAGGAGAGCCCAUGCCUCUCUUCCUGCCUCUCCUCCUUCUGUGGAUGCGGAAGUGAUCAGACAAGAAACACGUACAGUUAAGGAGAAGAUGACCAUGUUCUUUAAAACACUUCGAAAUCACUGGAAGAAAACUACAGCUGGGCUCUGCCUGCUGACAUGGGGAGGCCAUUGGCUCUAUGGAAAACACUGUGAUAACUUGCUAAGAAGAGCAGCCUGCCAGGAAGCUCAGGUGUUUGGCAACCAGCUCAUUCCUCCCAAUGCCCAAGUGAGGAAAGCCACCGUCUUCCUUAAUCCUGCAGCUGGCCAAGGCAAAGCCAGAACUCUGUUUGAAAAAAAUGCUGCCCCAAUUUUACAUUUAUCUGGCAUGGACGUGACUGUGGUUAAGACCGAUUAUGAGGGGCAAGCCAAGAAACUUCUGGAGCUGAUGGAGAGCACAGAUGUGAUCAUUGUUGCUGGAGGAGAUGGGACACUGCAGGAGGUUGUUACUGGACUUCUUCGAAGAACAGAUGAGGCCACCUUCAGUAAGAUUCCCAUUGGAUUUAUCCCGCUGGGACAGACCAGUAGUUUGAGUCAUACCCUCUUUGCCGAAAGUGGAAACAAAGUCCAACAUAUUACUGACGCCACACUUGCCAUUGUGAAAGGGGAGACAGUUCCACUAGAUGUCUUGCAGAUCAAGGGUGAGAAGGACCAACCUGUGUUUGCAAUGACUGGCCUUCGAUGGGGAUCCUUCAGAGAUGCUGGCGUCAAAGUUAGCAAGUACUGGUACCUUGGGCCACUAAAAAUCAAAGCAGCCCACUUUCUCAGCACUCUUCAGGAGUGGCCCCAGACUCAUCAGGCCUCCAUCUCCUACACAGGACCUACGGAGAGGCUUCCCAGUGGGCCUGAAGAGACCCCUCCCCGGCCUUCUCUGUACAGGAGAAUAUUACGCAGGCUUGCCUCAUUCUGGGCACAACCACAGGAUGCCCUCUCCCGAGAGGUGAACACAGAGGUCUGGAAAGAUGUACAGUUGUCCACUAUUGAGCUGUCCAUCACAACUCGGAAUAGCCAGCUUGACCUGAUGAGCAAAGAGGACUUUAUGAACAUUUGCAUUGAACCUGACACUGUCAGCAAAGGAGAUUUCAUAACCAUAGGAAGUCGGAAGGUGAGAGACCCUGAGCUGCAUGCGGCUGGCACCGAGUGUCUCCAAGCCAGCUGCUGCACUCUGCUACUUCCUGAGGGAACAGAGGGCUCCUUCAGCAUUGACAGCGAAGAGUAUGAAGCAAUGCCCGUAGAGGUGAAACUGCUGCCCAGGAAACUGCAGUUCUUCUGUGACCCAAGGAAGAGGGAGCAGAUGCUGCAGUGUGCAUCGCAGUGAGCACAGAGAAGUGAGGGGCACUCCCACGCUGCACUUUAAGCCACCAGUGGGACCAAAAGGGAAUGGGUGCCUCAUCUGACCCACAGUGUCGUCAGAGGAUCCCAAGGGAAGUUUCAUGGCAAGAACCCCUAACCUCUUCUGCAGUGCUUCCCAGAGCAUACCCUGUCACUUGACCAGUGAUCAGUGUUCUCUUAACCCAUGCUUUCCUUGUAUGACAGUUGACCCCUCCUACCUAGUGGUUUUCUGAGGCUGGUUCAAAGAAGUUUUCAUACUCUGUGGUAGGAAAAGGCUGGAAUUCUGUGAUGGCCCCAGAACAUGCCACAGUGGAGAGUAGAGCCCUUAGACUAAGCUUAUCUGUUCCUGUUUUGUUCUCUGACCAUCCUGGGGAUCCCAAAGGGAGCAACUGCCUUCUUUGGGUGCCUUUCCCUGUUUCUGGGCUCCCCCAUGGGUGCUGCUACUUUGUGAGUUGUUGUUUUGGCUUGUCCUCAAAAAGCGAAUGUGAGGUGGUUCUCUGUUCAGCUAUGGCUAAAGCAUUGUAAAAUGCUAAUUUUUUAGCUCCUGCUGCUUGCUUUGCAUGUGUACAUCCGAGAUGCAUGCUGAAAACUGACCUGCGACCCACCUUGUAACUCAACCUGGCAUCGAGCUAGGAACUUGCAUUUUAAAAGGCUACCUUCCCCAGGUAAAUCUACCUUACCUGGAGAAACUGUUUUAAACCAGUAUUCCAUAAACUGUUUUCCCCAAAUACGUAUCAUACCCCUCAUGUUGAUAUCUAAACUUUGUCAUGGAAAGUUAACUAGUUGCCAGUGUACUCUAGUGUCAUGUAAAUAUUGAUGUUUAAAAAUAAAAACUGUUGCAUCACUCUUUUAAACAUA
Messenger RNA from Nannospalax galili (Upper Galilee mountains blind mole rat), 2266 nucleotides. RefSeq names its product acylglycerol kinase (gene Agk). Gene Ontology annotation, cellular component: TIM22 mitochondrial import inner membrane insertion complex; mitochondrion. Lineage: Eukaryota; Metazoa; Chordata; Mammalia; Rodentia; Spalacidae. Gene Ontology annotation, molecular function: ceramide kinase activity; ATP-dependent diacylglycerol kinase activity; acylglycerol kinase activity. Bases 129 to 1394 code for a protein of 421 amino acids. The record is from RefSeq and is a predicted model, not a curated record. Gene Ontology annotation, biological process: ceramide biosynthetic process; protein insertion into mitochondrial inner membrane. The transcript is spliced from 16 exons.